Messenger RNA from Aspergillus fumigatus Af293, 1386 nucleotides. RefSeq lists its product as uncharacterized. Lineage: Eukaryota; Fungi; Ascomycota; Eurotiomycetes; Eurotiales; Aspergillaceae. The record is from RefSeq and is a predicted model, not a curated record.
AUGUCUCCGGGCUCAGCUCGUACAGCUGAGAACUGUGAACUGGGCGAGUCCUGGAUUGUGGCGUCAACGUCAUCCUUACAGAAGGAGCACCUACCUGAAGAAUCAGUACGAAAUGCGCGACCAAACCAAGAAGACGAGCACAAAAAGUGCCAAUCGAUGACAACGUCUGCUUCUUCAAUAUCAGGCCCUGAGCUUAUCAUGCCAUCAAUAUGCGAGGUACCUAUCUCAGAAGCCUCCUGGGUAGCGCCGGAGUUGCGCUCCCGCACGCUGCCCGCGCAUACAGUCAAGCGAAGGCACAAGCGAUUAUCUGAUCGAUCAGGGAAGAAGCGAGAGUCUGAAGCGUUGAGCUCAGCAACUUCUACGACAGCGGGCAAAUCAGAAGGAGAAAAGAUCGUGCCAAACAGCUCGGGAACAGCAUCUACGUCUGCGCGCAUAGAAAGAUACAUCAGACCAUUGAUCAACCUCCUCCUCAUGGCGGCAAUCUCCCACCUUCUCAUUUUACCGGAGCUUGUCCAGCAAUAUCAAACCCUCUGCAGCAUCGGAACAGUAUCAGCCCUCUAUCCAGCGAGCUGCAUCCCACCUUACCCACAACCCCCAUCCACCAACCCCCAAAUGCAGUCCCACCCCAACUCCCUCCUAACCUCCCAAUCCCGCCUUGAAAGCCUCUUCAACACAACCCUCACCCAAAUGUCUACCCUACAGCCCACCUUGCAACAAACGGAGCCCCUCCUCCGCAGCCUCCACGCGAAUCUCAAGAAGGCCUACCCGGCCACCAAACACGAACUCGACCUCGAAUUCGCCGGCUGCACCCAAGCCGCCCGCACAGCGACGGACAAGUUCGCCUCACUGAAAGCAGACAUCAACUCCGCAAUGGACAGCCUCGUCGCAACCGCAGCCACCGACGACACCACCGGCACAGGCAGAGGCCGAGGCGGCAGCCGCUCCGUCGCGCAGGACGCCAGACUCUCGACCCAACUCGCCCGGCGGGAAGCGUACCUCGACCAGCUCACUUCACGCAUGCAGUCCAAGGCCGAGGCGCUGUGCGGGGACUUUGCCACGCUGGACGACCAUCUCGACUCUAUCCGGGAGAUUGUGCAGAGGGAGAUGCGCGCCCGUCCCUCCUUUGGCGACUUCGCGAAGGCCGCGGGGAACGAGCCUCGCAACGGCCAGAGUAAAGGUCUCUGGGCGUUCAUCGAGACGAUCGUGCCGUUUACCGGCAGGGCGUCACCCGUGCGUACUGAAGAGGAUGAGACUCCAGCGUCUGAGACGCAGAUAUCCGACUUUCUUCGGCAGGCGACACAUCACCAUCGGCCUGUAGCUGAUCGAGUUCGCAGAUUAUAUAUCGAUCUGCAGAACCUGCAAAGGAAGAAAGGGAAUAUGGUAUAA